UUCAAUGUCAAAUAAAAAGUAAACAAAUAUAAAUAAAUUCAUAAAUAUAUUUUAUCAAACAAAAAUAUUUCUACUAUGACACACAUACGCUUGUGCACUCGACAGUUGGCGCAUUUUCAACGAACUCGCAUCGUAUGUCCAACGCUCUCACCGACGUUCGUGAGCGCUAUCUCCACUACUAUCAGCACCCUCAGCUGGUUGAGCACGACAGCUGGUGGUAACUACUAUAAAGACCAAAUGUCGUCGUCAAUAGUUAGUCGCUCAGCAAGUGCCGAAUUUAUAAGACGUGUGUGUAAGGUGUUAUGCUGCAAUAAAACGCUCGCUCAAUGCACAACAAAUAAAAAUAGAAUAGCGUAUAAAGAGAUAAUUUCCUAUAGAUUAAGUGAGACGAAUCGAAACAAAAAUAAAACGCAUAACGCCUCGAACAAUUUACAAAGCCUUUGGCAACAAAAAGAAGCUAUGUCAACAACAACAACAACAAAAACGAACAAAGUGAAAUCAAUGAAAUCAGCGCGUAUUGUAAUUAUUGGCGCCGGCUCGGCUGGUAUAGCUGCAGCAACAAGACUCCUGCAGUCGGGAUUUGAAAAUGUUUUUCUACUCGAGGCCGAGAAUCGUUAUGGUGGACGUGUACACUCCAUACCCUUUGCGGAUAACGUUGUGGAUUUGGGCGCGCAAUGGUGUCACGGUGAGAAGGGUAAUGUAAUCUUUGACACCGUGCGCGAUUUGGAUAUGCUGCAGUCCACAGGUGACAUAUACGACGACUACAAAUGCGUGCGUUCCAAUAAGGAAGUGCUUUCCGAAACUGUCGCAAAUACGUUGAAAUCGGUUGCCUUUAACUUAAUACCCGCACGACAAGAGGGCUUGAAGAGUUUCGAAGGUUCUUUAGGCACAUAUCUCACAGAGGCAUUUUGGCGUGAUCUGCAGCAAUCGCCGGAGAUAGAUAAGACUGUGGCAUGUGAAUUUUUCGAGAACUACAAGAAAUUCGAAAGCUCGGUGGAAGCUUCAGAUCACCUGUUUGAAGUUUCCGGGAAAGGUCACCUUGAAUAUUGGUUAUGCGAAGGAGAUCUACUGCUAAAUUGGAAAGAUAAAGGCUUCCGCAGUUUUCUGCGGCUACUCAUGAAGGCGAAGCAGAAUGAAGCGCCAGACGAUAUGGGACUACUAAAUAAGCGCAUACAAUUCAAUGCACGUGUUCAAAACAUCGAAUGGCAAACAUCAAGCGGUGACGUGCGCAUACGUCUUUGGAACGGUGAAUUAAUCGAGGCGGAUCAUGUCAUCUGCACUGUAUCUUUGGGUGUGCUUAAAGAAACUCAUAAAGACAUGUUUACACCUGCGCUACCUUCAGCUAAAUGUCGCGCCAUUGACGGUCUUAAAUUGGGCACAGUCGACAAGUUUUUCCUGGAAUUCAAAGAACCUUUCGCACCACUCGAUUGGUCGGGCUUCUGUUUCCUUUGGCGCGACGAGGAUUUGGCGGAAUUACGAAACUCUAAGCACUUUUGGUUGGAGAGCGUGUUCGGCUUUUAUCGUGUCUCCUGCCAACCACGCAUACUGCAAGGUUGGAUAAUUGGUUCUCAUGCGCGUCACAUGGAAACACUAUCCGAAGCAGGGGUACUUAAAGCAUUGCUAUGGCUCUUCAAGAAGUUCUUCACAUUCGAGGUGCCUCCACCGCUGAGAUUUCUGCGCACACGCUGGUACACUAAUCCGAAUUUCCGUGGUAGUUACACCUUCCGCACGCUGUAUGCCGACGAGUUACGUACAGGCGGUUGGGAUUUAGCCGCACCCCUCACAGCUGACACCGACGGAAAACCAUUGCUACAAUUCGCUGGCGAAGCAACGCAUACACAUUUCUAUUCCACGGUGCAUGGUGCGGUGGAGAGUGGUUGGCGUGAAGCGCAGCGCUUGAUUACCUACUAUCUGGGGCACACUUCGCAACUGUAAGCAGCGUUAUGAAGGCGGAUGUCAUGGCAAUAUUAGCGAUAUCUAUGGCGAUAGCUUAAUGCGUAGCAAAGAUUAGGUGUAUAAUAUGUGCACUAUCUUCUUGUGUGUUUUAUUAUAUGUAUGUAUGUAGGUAUACUUUCAUAUAUGCCAGAGAAGCUGAUAAAUUACUACACCUUUGUAGCUAUUUGAAAUUGUAAAUAAAAUAUGCAAUAAGUUGAUAAGUAUUA
Molecule: messenger RNA, 2162 nt
Organism: Zeugodacus cucurbitae (melon fly)
Lineage: Eukaryota; Metazoa; Arthropoda; Insecta; Diptera; Tephritidae
Product: peroxisomal N(1)-acetyl-spermine/spermidine oxidase
Exons: 1
Coding region: 76-1935 (619 amino acids)
Molecular function (GO): polyamine oxidase activity
Source: RefSeq, a predicted model, not a curated record